This is a messenger RNA of Myxocyprinus asiaticus (Chinese sucker), 741 nucleotides long. Its product is annotated as UDP-glucuronosyltransferase 2C1-like. The record is from RefSeq and is a predicted model, not a curated record. Gene Ontology annotation, molecular function: UDP-glycosyltransferase activity. The transcript has 2 exons. Lineage: Eukaryota; Metazoa; Chordata; Actinopteri; Cypriniformes; Catostomidae. The coding region runs from base 152 to 577 and encodes 141 amino acids.
GUAAGAGUUAAAUACAUUUUACAUGAUUAUUAACAUUGUAUAAAUUAUCUGACUCUUGCCGUAUCCUGAUUCAUGUCACCGCAAAACCAAAGCAUUCAUCACUCAUGGGGGAAUUCAUGGCAUAUAUGAGGCCAUAUAUCAUGGUGUUCUGAUGAUCAGGAUCCUCUUGUUUGCAGACCAGACAGAUAACUUGGUCCAUAUAAAGGCCAAGUGGGCUGCUGUUGUAAUGGACUUUAACAGAAUGCAGACUCAAAACCUGGUGGAUGGACUAAAUGCUGUCAUUAACAACCCCUCGUAUAAAGAGAAUGCCAUGCGUUUGUCCAGGACUCAUCAUGACAGACCAAGGAAACCAUUGGAUGAGGCAGUGUUCUGGAUAGAGUUUAUCAUGCGUAAUAAGGGUGCUAAACACCUGCGUGUGGAGGCCCAUAGCCUUACCUGGUACCAGUACCACUGUCUGGAUGUGUUCGCUUUUCUCAUCACUAUAGUGACUGUAGUCCUCUACAUCUUCUAUAAAAUGUGUAAAUACUUCAUAAUGCGUUGCUGUUUUAGAUCAAAGCAUAAAAGCAAAAAAGAGUGAGAAGACUUCAUUGCACUAAACAUUUUGUCUCUCCACCCCUGUGACAUAUGUUUAUCAAAACCUUUUCAAUUGAAAUAAGGUAAAAAUGCUGAGAAAAUAUAAACACUUUGACAUGAGCCCUAACUUUAAUUCAUUUUAACACUACUGUUCCAAACCAGAUGUGA